CAGGAUCCUAAACGUAUUCGGUAUUCCUGGUACCUUACGAAAAAUACCCCAUCUUGUGACAGAAACAAUAACUCUGAUACUUAUUUCUUUUCUUCCUUGUUUUUCUUUUUAUCAUCCCAUCUUUCACAAAAUCAAAGAACAAGUAGAGGAUAGUCUCAAAACAUGAAUCCCUACCCUCCUCCCCAAGGUUACCCUCCUCCAGAUCAAGGUGGAUAUCCGCCACCACAAUAUGCUCCACAGUAUGCGGCGCCUCCACAGUAUGCACCUCAGUAUGUGGCGGCUCCGCCGCCGCAACAGGAGCAGAAGAGCCAAAUGGGUUGCUUACAAGGAUGUUUGGCUGCUCUUUGCUGUUGCUGCGUUUUGGAUGCCUGCUGUGAUAUCUUCUGAUUAAUUUUUUUAUAAAUUUUGGAUAUUUUCCUUGGAAGAAUUUACCAUAUUCAUUGUUGUUUCGACUUCAUUUUCUUUUUCCUUCAAUAUUUUUGUAUGUGUGGGGGGCCUCAGCUUCUACAAGUGCCAUCACUGAAUGGAACUAUCUGUGUUUUUACCAAACAGUAUCAAGAGUGUUGUACGUUUC
This is a messenger RNA of Beta vulgaris subsp. vulgaris (sugar beet), 574 nucleotides long. RefSeq names its product cysteine-rich and transmembrane domain-containing protein WIH2. The coding region runs from base 163 to 387 and encodes 74 amino acids. Gene Ontology annotation, cellular component: plasma membrane. The record is from RefSeq and is a predicted model, not a curated record. The transcript is spliced from 3 exons. NCBI's taxonomy places the organism in Eukaryota, Viridiplantae, Streptophyta, Magnoliopsida, Caryophyllales, Amaranthaceae.